CAAAUUCCAAGUCGUUCGACGAUCGGAAUCACACCCGACCCCGUUAUUUCCCAAGUUUGUCUUGAUUAAGAGUCGAUAAUCUGUUAUAAAGUUUUCAGGACAUUCAUAAUGCCAACAGACACUCCGAAUUCUGUUGAUGAGACAGAAGUAAUCAAGGAUGAUUGGUGUGACCCAGACGAACCUAAAACAAUCAAAUUCCAAGACAUCAGUGCUGCAGCAUUUAAGAUCAAGAAUGGUAUCGUGCGGACAGAUUGUGCGAAAUCAUAUGGUUUGUCCACUGAAACAGGAGUUGAACUUUUUUUCAAGAGGGAAUUUCUUCAUCAUACUGGCAGUUUUAAAGAGAGGGGUGCAAGGUACACAUUAAUGAUGUUGAAUCAAGCUCAGAAGAAAAUUGGUGUGAUAGCAGCAAGUGCUGGUAAUCAUGCUUUGGCUCUGGCUUAUCAUGGCCAGGACCUAGGGAUACCAGUCACAGUCGUCAUGCCUAUCAUUGCCCCUCUCAUGAAGGUGACAAACUGUAAAACUUAUGGCGCUACUGUGCUGGUGCAGGGAGCAGAUAUUGGAGAGUCACGUGAGAUUGCAUUAAGAAUAGGAAAGAAAGAUGGCCUUACAUAUAUCAAUGGUUAUGAUCAUCCACACAUCCUUGCUGGACAAGGUACCAUGGGUCUGGAGAUGCUGGAACAAGUGAAUGACCUGGACGCAGUGGUGAUUCCUGUAGGAGGGGGAGGAAUGAUUGCUGGAACAGCCUUGGCUAUCAAGACACUCGACCCAAAUGUCACGGUUAUUGGAGUGGAAUCUGAACGCUGUGCUAGCUUCACAGCGUCUCUGAAGGCAGGGAAGCCUACCUACACACCAGCAUCUCCCACCCUAGCUGAUGGUCUCGCUGUUCCAAUGGUUGGUGUGAAUGCCUUCGCUACUGCUGCACCACUCAUUGACAAGAUGGUUGUUGUCAGUGAGGAAUACAUUGCCCUGGCAAUCUUACGACUCGUGGAGAUGGAAAAGUUUGUGGUGGAGGGUGCUGGUGCAACUGGACUUGCUGCUGUGUUAGCUGGACUAUUACCUGAAUUAAAAGGCAAAAGAGUUGUCCUACCUCUUUGUGGUGGUAACAUUGAUACCACAAUAUUGGGGAGAUGUCUAGAGAGAGGUCUCGCUGUUGAUGGGCGUCUCUGCAGAUUUGUUGUGGUCGUCUCAGAUAGACCUGGUGGGAUUGCUGAACUGACUCGUUGUGUCGCUGGUCUGGGAGUAAGCAUCAAGGACAUCUACCACGAGAGAGCAUGGCUAAAAGGAGACAUCUUUUCUGUGGCUGUGAAAUGUGUCGUUGAGACCAGAGGUUGGGAUCAUGCUCAUGAAUUGGAACGAGUAUUGACAGAGCACUAUGGUAGCUCCAAUCUUUCAUGGGGACCCAGGACAUGAAUGACUGUCGUGUCGUCAGGAUAAGAGCCCAUUGGAACAAUCAGCCUUUUGAUUUUGUGAUGAUCUCAGUAUUCAUAAGUGCAUGCACAUGUACAUGUAUAGACUCUUUUAUCUUGUCAAGUUGAGUGCUAUCUCCACCUGUAUGCUAAGACUUGUCCACAUUGACUGAAAAUGAUGACCAGUCGUGUCUCACUUCAACCUUAACUUAUUUGCUUCACCUGUGUUGCUUGCAGAUCGUUGUUGGCUUGUAUUGUUAUUUUUGCUUUCUUCACCAUAAACUGGGAUGAGGUAGUAAUUGCUACUGCUAUUCCUGCGCCCUUGCCAUGCAGCUAUAUGUACAGAAUAAUGGCUUCAGGAAAAUGUGUCUUCGAAUAACUGGUCUCAUCUCUCGGGACGUGUUACAUGGGGACAAAUACCCUGAAGCCCAAAAGAAUGUCGGCCUUGCAAUCAAAUUUAGAGUUAAGAGUUAUAGAGUUGGUUUGUGUUGAGUAUGUUAUGAAUCAUAAUUGUCUGUUUAUCAGGCCAUAUGUUUACAAUGUUUGCAUCUUCUGAAGGGGGAGGAGGGAGGAUUGACUCCCCAUUGGGAUCUGAAAAUUGAAAAAGUGUGCAUCUGUUCUUAAAAGUAUGGUUCUUAUUUAUAAUCUUUAUCUCAUCGUGUCAUAUUAUGUAAUGUAUAUGUAGUGCUUGAAGUACUCUAAGUACUUGGCACAUAUUGCCCUUGUCGUGCAGCUAGCUCGUGUCGUUAUCUUUGCUCGUUAUCAUUUCAUUUAAUGUUAUAAAGUAUGUGCUAGGUUUGGAUUAUACAAAUGUAUGUUUUGUGGUAUAGGAAUAAAUGCUUUAUAAACUCGCGGAGGAGUUGGGUUUCAAAAAGCCAUGACCAGUCAGGACUCUCUCAGGGAGACCAUGCAUAAUACAUGUAAUAUCCUCACAAUGCAUUUUGUUACUUUGAGAUGUGUGUUACUGUCUAAUAUGUGUUUACAGACCACUUAACUGGUUUGAAUUUUGAUAUAGUAUGAUGUAUCACACCAUUGAUAUUGUAACUGUUUUGUCCUCAUUUGAAUUAUUUAUGUUGGUUUUACCAGUUUAAGAAGCUGAUACAUGUAGGUUUAUACAUGUACACCUGCAUGUAAAUUUGAUACUUCUCUUAGCAAUGGCUUAUGCACUGUGAUGUGAUAAAUUUCAAGACUGGACUACAUGUAUCUAUGAUUGUUUUACAUGUUGAUACAUGUACAUGUAUUGUAAGUAACAGCACUAGUGUAUCCUAGAAUCGUAUUGUAUCAUAGAAUUGGGGGUGGUAAAAAUCGAAUUUAAAAACUGUUAAUUCUGGUUUUAAGAAUAAAAAAGACUACAUGUGUAGUUUGA
Molecule: messenger RNA, 2772 nt
Organism: Lineus longissimus
Lineage: Eukaryota; Metazoa; Nemertea; Pilidiophora; Heteronemertea; Lineidae
Product: L-threonine ammonia-lyase-like
Exons: 10
Coding region: 109-1410 (433 amino acids)
Biological process (GO): L-threonine catabolic process; L-serine catabolic process
Molecular function (GO): threonine deaminase activity; L-serine ammonia-lyase activity
Source: RefSeq, a predicted model, not a curated record